AUGUCAUUGGUGGACGCCGGUUCUUCUCUCACCGGUUGCUCUCAGGGAGGCGUCGGUCUUCCUGACGUCAGCAGCCCUCGCCAUCAGCUGUCCGUGGCGAACAAAGUGACCCGCGAGAGUGGCCGAAAACGCUGCAAGCUGUCGAGCGUCAUUCAAGAGCUGUCGCAUGGCUCGGGCUCGCUGUCUCCGUUGCCUGUCGACCUGUCCACAGAACUGGCUCUGAUAGAUGGAUGGACGUAUCCAAAGACUCGGCAUUAUCGGCCCGUUAUCGUUGUCCAAAACGGCACAUAUCCGCGCAUCGGUCCAGAACUGGACAGAGGGGGUCAGUCCAUAGCGACCGGCCGUAUGGAUGGGAGUAGCCCAAGGUCAACCGACCCAAGGUCAGACGCGAUGUCCAAACUUUCCUUCUUACCGUACGACCCCGUCGGUUGUCGGCCUAGCGAGUGCCGCGCCAUGAUGCUUAGGCAGCAGCGAGCGAGUGAACGGACAGACGGCCUUCAUUCGUCGCCGCCACCACCACAGGUCACUCUAUGA
This is a messenger RNA of Soboliphyme baturini, 534 nucleotides long. The record is from the annotation of a GenBank genome assembly. NCBI's taxonomy places the organism in Eukaryota, Metazoa, Nematoda, Enoplea, Dioctophymatida, Soboliphymatidae.